AUGGCUGUUUCCACCGGCAUGUCGUUCCUUAUAUCAACGCUAUUGGCAUUGUCACUGUUCUCGGUCAUGCAGCUCAACAGCAAAUGGUUGACAUCUAGUUCAGUGUUGGUCAUAGGUACAGGUUUUCUUGGCUCAGUGUUGUUUACGCUAUCCUUGACUGCUGUAAGUAAUCUAAUGACAUUACUUUUGGGAGAAGGAUAUCAAGCUAGUUUAUUUCCAGAAAUUAUAUUGUCAUUAUUGUUCACUUUUUUUACAUGUGUCUCUAUACAUAGAGUAUGCGCUACAACUGGUCUGCUGUUUUCUUUAUUCGCUCUGUACAAUAUUUAUAAUGUUUCUCAAAAGACAUAUAAUUCCAGUUCAUUGCUCAAACAGCCCAUUGUACAGAACAAAAAGAAGAAACACUAA
This is a messenger RNA of Macrosiphum euphorbiae (potato aphid), 405 nucleotides long. The record is from the annotation of a GenBank genome assembly. NCBI's taxonomy places the organism in Eukaryota, Metazoa, Arthropoda, Insecta, Hemiptera, Aphididae.